Molecule: messenger RNA, 2999 nt
Organism: Phyllostomus hastatus (greater spear-nosed bat)
Lineage: Eukaryota; Metazoa; Chordata; Mammalia; Chiroptera; Phyllostomidae
Product: collagen alpha-1(I) chain-like
Exons: 2
Coding region: 2073-2999 (308 amino acids)
Source: RefSeq, a predicted model, not a curated record
GGAGGAAGGUGGAUGGAGCUGAAGUGUGUGUCCGACGCUGCGGACCCGGAGGCCGAGCUGUGGGCUUCCGGGCCAGGGGGCCAGCAACCCUGAAAGACGAGGCGAGGGGGGCACCCGUGUUCUCGCCCGCUGACUUUCCCGCACCGAUGGCAGCUGUGCGUCGGGCCGCGUCUCGCCCGAACAUGGGAGACCGCAGCAGGCGCAGGCCCCUCUGGGAGCAGCAGGAGCCGCCAGCCUGCCCCUGCGCCGUUCCGGAGGCCCUCCGACGGAAAGGCUGAGCUGAAGCAGCAACCCUUCCCUCUGGGCGGGGCCCGGACCCAGCUCCGGUCCGGGGCCAGGCGCCUACAGAAUGGCGCUGGCCUCCGCCUCUGAGAUAGAUGCCCAAGUGUCCCCGUGAGCUCGGUGACCAGUCGGUCAGCCUCGGGAGGAAUCCCUGAGAACUGCACGCCCUCUGACGGCCUGCACCCGAGCCGUCUGGGAGAGGGCGCGACGGAGGCGGCGGCUGGGGAGGAGAGGCCCUUUGCGAGCAAGGCGAGGAUGCCUCCAGGUGCCUCUGGGCUCUCAGGUGUGUCGUGGAGGAAGGGGGCUGCCCAUGGGAAGGCUGGGACCCUCCCGGGCCUGGGGUGAGGGGCAGCUGCUCCGAUGAGGCAGUUCCCGUCUUCUGCCCAUCAGCCCGGCCUCCCGCUGCAGCUGCAACUGGACAGGCUACAAUUGGAAGGGUUUUUUUCCCCCAAAAUGAAAAUAUGAUGAAAGUGAGGAGUCCGGUUAUCUCAGGGGCCUUUGGGAUUUACUUGUUCAGAGUGGAAACAUUGUAUCAGUGCACCCCAGCUCGGGCCCCGCUGGCUCCCCAACAGGACAGAACGGGGAGGGCUGAGCUGCCAGGAAUCUCAGAAGGUCUUCUGUCUGCACUGGAGCAGCUGCAGUCUGCACCGGCACCUGUACGGUUCCUCCCACGGCAACGGGGUUAGAGUUCCAAGUCCAGCCGACUGCUUCUGAAUUCAGGAGGCCGAGGAGACCCACGGGCCCCAGAUCUGUCCGCACAGGCGGGAGGCCAGGCCGCCGCCCCCCGUGGCCGUGCAGAGGAGGGAGAACCCCGGGGGUCCUCACACGCCGGCUGCCUCUCGCGCCGACACAGGCGAGCCCGUGAAGCGCGGCCGUGAGAGGAUUUCACAGUCAAAAGGGCUGCUCUGCCGGCGUGUUUUAAACAGGAAAACAGGGACGCUAACCGGACACCGUCUCACCUCCAUCCGGCGCCUCUGCCUCUGACCCAAACCCUGGCUCCAUCUGGGUCGGGGGUCGGGGGGCACACAACCAGCACCCUUAGCGCAGAGACAGACGUGGCCAGUGACCAUGUAUGUUAUGCGUGUUUGUACGUACACACAUCUGUCUGUCUUUUAAUUUAAAUUGAAAAAAUAGGAGAGAACCGUCAACUCCCAAACCAGUCUGUGAAUCUCAAACCCUGGACCAGCCAGGUCUGAAGGGCACAGCCAGCUCCGUAAGAGCCGGCACAGAACCGGGACCGGACAAGUCAAAUGCCGAGUGUCACCCAGGGGUGGUGCAGGGCUGCCCGCCCCACCCCAGGCCACCCCCCCCGCCCCGUUUUGGGUGGCGCUGUGCUGGACACAGUUUACGUUACAGCCUCAGCAGGGGUUGAGCAUUAAAAAGGGCAUCAGGAGAAACGUCACCGUUGCGUUACUCAGGGAGAGAACGGAGGACGUGACCAGUGCCUGGGACGGAGUGGCGGCAGCAUCACCGGCAGCGCGAGCAGGUAGCUGGGGAACCCCGCCACUUGCUGGACACUUCCAUGCGGGGAAGCCUGCACUCGCGGUGAAUCACAACGUGCCAUCAGGGGACGGUGACAGAAUGGGGUGCCACACAGGGAGACUGUGAGUACCACGUGAACACGGGGGGACACGACUCCCCGCUCUGCUCGGGGACGUCCUCCGCAAGCCCAGGAGCAAGCUACACAGGAGCGCAGCUGGUGGGGGCGCGGCUGCAGCAGAGGCCGAGGGCAGGGGCAGCGAGCGCUCAGCUGUGCGUGCUUUGCAGCGGCAAGGCGGCGUCUCCGAGGGAUGUGCACGGGGCAGGGGCACGGAGACCGCGCGGCCUGCUGGGCGGGCGUCAGCUGGCAGCCGGCGGGUCCCCUGGGCGUGGAACAGCAGCCAGGGUGGGGACAGAAUCUGCUGGCUCAGCCGCCAGUUGGCGGCCGGGGGAGGGACCGAGCGCCUGGGACCCGCGGCUGGAGCCUCAUCGGCCCAGGACGGGCCGCGUCCUCUGGGCAGAGGACGCUGGCGUUAGCAACUACAGUGAAACUCUGCGCGCCGCUCGGUGCACGCCUAGCACUGGUCACAGGACUAAGUCGUGGCCGAGGGUUAAGGACGGAGGAGCAGGUGCACCUGCGUCUUAAACAGGCCUGUGUCCCGCAGGUUCGCUCACGCCACUCGUGGGACCUGCUGUCGCGGUCGAACCUAUCUGCCGAGUCGGGCUCUCCGCGAGGAGUCGGCCCCACCUGGGCGCCCAGCGUCCCUGCGAGCACCCGCGCCGAGCCCCGGACCCCUGACUGCGAACUCGGGGACCCGUCGGAUUCCCAAGGGUCCCGAAGCGGGCCGCCCUCCACUGACCCGGAAGCGCUCGAGAUCGCUCCACCCCCCUCUGCGGGGACGGGGAGCCCGGGCCCGGCUCGGGGUCUGCCCGCUUCUCGAGCAGACGGGCUGCGACGCGCCAAGCCUGCCUGGGGGUCCGCGCACCGCCGCGUCCACCCGGGCCGCCCCACCCACGGAACCGGGCGUUCCUGCCGGCCACGCUCGGGCGAGUCCUCCCCGGCCGGUGCCUCGGGGCUGCGCGGAGCCCCGGCGCCAGGCCCCCGCCCCCGCCCAGUGCCCUCUGGGCUCACACAAAUGACGGAAGGGACGCAGGGGCCUUCGCCUCGGGCUCAAUCUAGCUGCCGCAUUCCCAGCGCGAAGUCCCCCCACAAAGACGCCGCCACGGCAACUAUCUAG